AUGUUCCAGCCAGCCCCAAGUCGAGCCGAUGUGCGAUCGCCGCCGCCCAGCCGUGUUGGCAAACCUCAAUCUUUGGGCGAACGCUGCUCAUGGGAAUCAUGGCGCAGAAUCCACCCGGAGAUGGCGUCUGCGCCGAUGGGUUCACUGGCUGAAGAUGCUUGCAGUCGACGCACAAUACAGCCAGAGCCGGCCAGCCAAUGGGUUCGCCAGGAGAGACCGCAUUCUUUGGUUUGUUUUUCUGCUGUGCAGGCAGCUCUCAAAAACAUGGCUUCAACCGAACCACCCCUGGGCCCUGGCGCUGCUGAGGACGCUCGUUACUUGCUCAGCUCGUAG
This is a messenger RNA of Histoplasma capsulatum G186AR, 333 nucleotides long. RefSeq lists its product as uncharacterized. Lineage: Eukaryota; Fungi; Ascomycota; Eurotiomycetes; Onygenales; Ajellomycetaceae. The transcript has a single exon. Bases 1 to 333 code for a protein of 110 amino acids. The record is from RefSeq and is a predicted model, not a curated record.